AUGUUUAGUAGUAAAAGUUCAGAAUUUAGUAUUUUAACAGAUUUAAAUGGCUACAUUCAACAGUUAUUAGACAUUACUAAAUCAGAAAAUGAUGGAGUCAAGGAAGAAGAACAAACUAUGAUUCAAGAUCGAAAUCCAUCGCUACUAAGAAUUUGUUAUUGCGUUGAAAAAAUUUUAAGUAACGAGUUAAAAGAUGUCAAUUUUUUAUCAUCAACAACUAUGUGGGAUUUCUUACAAAAUUUACCACAAUGUUUGCCAGAUACCGGUAGAAAUGUAGAGUUGGCAAAGGAUUGCACUAAAACUUCAAUUGGUAGGGGUAGAGUUUUAAUUCGUUUGGCUUUAAAUGAUGGGUUGCUAGAAGAGUAUAUAUCAUCGUUGUGUUUUAGUGAAGAUGUUUUAAAAUCCUAUUACAAGGAAAAUGCCCUCUUAAGAAAUUCAGAGUUUUUAAUGAUGUUCCAAAGUUUGAUUGCAAUGUUAUCCCAUAUCCAAUUUAGUUUGGCUGUAAAAGAUAAGGAUUUAGAUAAAGCAAAUUAUUGGGAAGAUAUAGCACUAACAUUAUUAACUAAUGUUGAAACUAGGGUGGUUAGAAGAUUCAUUAUGGUACCACAGGAUCAACAAGGUAAUGGUCAACAACAGAGUGAUAAUCAGCCAGUAGAACAACAGGCAGUGGUAGAGGAACCUGCACAAGUGCAAGUAAAAAUAACACAACCAGAGUUGGUAGAACAACCAAUACAGCCACCAGUUAAAAAUGAAGUAAAUCCAGAGCCACCAAUACAAUCAAAUAUUGAGGAUGGUAAGGGUUUAGUAUCAUCCCAUUCUACCUCAUCAUUAAACUUAGAUGAGUUGGAGAAUGUUUUAAGUGAAAUAACUUCAGAUGAAAUACCUUCACCAGAACCAGUGGUACAACUUUCAAACCAAAUAAUACCAAGUUUACCAGACUAUGAAAAAGUUAUUAUCACCGAAAAAGAUUAUCAACAAUGGGAUCAAUUAAUUGAAAAUUUAAUUAAAUCCAAAAAGACAUUAUUACUAGAUUAUGGUGCUAAGGGAUCAGCUAUUACAGUAUCGGAUAGCUGCCUGGAGCCAUUUUGGUUAUCAGUCGAUAGAAUAUUAACAAACGAAUUAAGAAAACCAAACACAAGUUUAUAUUCAAAUCUUUGGGAUACAAUUGUUGGUAUUGCAUCAGUUAUAGAGGUUUCUAAUUCAGCUAAUAAUACUAGAGUGGGUUAUGUCGAUAACCCAUUGGAAAGUAAUGAACCAAUCGAAAAAAUUUAUCAAGAUAAUUCAUUUAAGCGUAUUAGAGCAUUUUAUUUUAGAGCAGUUAUGUCACUUCAAAAUAUAUCAAAUUAUUUAAAACAAUAUUUCUUAUUCAGCAAAGAUAACGAUAGUCAAGGAAUUUUAAUUAGAUUUUAUAAAAAUAAUUCUAUAGUUUUACAAUUCGAUUAUAUGACCAAGUUUUUUAAUUUACUAGAAGAUCUAACUACAAUUGUUACCUUUAGGUUAAGAUGGGAAAAAGAUGUCGAACAACUUCAAUUACCAAAGAAAAUUGUAACAAAAGUUAUAAAGAAAAAAGUUAUUAAAAAAACAAUUGUAACAGUUAAAAAACCACAACCACAACAAGAUCAAGUUAAGGAUGAAGUUAUUCAAGAAAUUGAAGACAAAGAUGAACCAUUAGUACAAGACAAGUUAACAAGUAGCAUUGAUUCAAAUAUUUUAGAUAUUGAAAGUUUAAGUAAUGAUUUGGCAGCAAUAGAGCAAGAACUAAAAGAGGAACAAAAAUCACCAAAAGAAGAAGAGGUAUUAUUAGAACAACAGGUAGAGGCAUCACAAAAUCUACCACAAAAUCUACCACCACCAGAACAGGCUGAACAAGAGUUUAAAAAGGUUGAAGAAGAUAGUAUCAAAUCUGUACCAAUUGAAGAGGUUCUAAGUGAAGAGCCAGUUAAAGCUGAAAAUCAAUCACCACCACAAGUAAAUAUCAUAGAAACAAUUGAAAAUAAUAAUAAUGAAGCAUCAAAAAGAAAUUUAAAUUUAACAUCAAGUAGGGAUAGUGUAGCAUCGGUAGAAAGUAAUAAAGAGGAGCAAUUACAAACACAACUAAAAACUGUAUCAUCAUCAUCAUCAUUAUCAAAUUCAAUUAGUUCAAAUGAAGAGGAGCCACCUAAAACUGUUGAAAGAAGAUCAACAUUAUCUGAAGUAAUGAAAAAAUAUUCAUCUUCAUCCUCACCAUCAUCAUCAUCAAGCUCAAUACAUUCAAGUGAGGAGCAUAAUAAUUAUAGCAACAACAACAACAGCAACAACAAUAACAACAAUGAAGAUGAUAACAAAAAAGUCAAAAACGAUGAAGAUAAAGAUAAUGUUAACUCUGAGCAAUUUCAAAAUUUACUAUCAUCUUUAAAAACAUCUCAAGAGUCAAUUGAAUUUAGAUUUAAAUCAGAUCCAACCUAUUCAUCAUAUACCGAUAGUUAUAAUAAUGACCCAUUUUCAACUUCAUAUAUGGGUAAUUCUAGUUUUACAAAUGAAAAUGAUGCAUUAAAGUCAUCAUCAUUAUCAUCAUCGCUAAUUGACUAUCAAUUAAUUUCAGAAUACGAAACAAAAGAUAAAAAGAAAGUAAAAAAUAGAAAUUUAUUGACAGGUGAAGAUGGACAGAUAUUUAUAAAUACACUCUACAGAACUACUGCUGUUAAGGCAGCAUAUUAUUCACAAGGUGUUUGCCCAGGAUGUCACAUUCAAUUGGAAAAAUUGAGUUAUUUCAAAACUAGAAUAUGCUAUUACACUGGUAAAUACUAUUGUAAUAAUUGCCAUUCUAAUCAAAAAUCACUCAUUCCUGCAAGAAUACUUUGGAAAUGGGAAUUCAAAUUAUUCCCAGUAUCAGAUGCCGCCAAAUCAUAUAUCACUCGUAACCUAGAAAAGCCAUUUGAUAUUUUUCAAUUUAAUCCACAAUGUUUGAACCUCAACCCAAAGCUUCAAAAGAUAUUUUCAAUGAGAGAGAAACUUUUCUUUAUUGGCGAAUAUAUCGAAUCUUGUAGAAAUAAAGCAACUCUUGAAGUUCCAGAAUUGGCUGAUUAUUUUGUCUGCGAUAAUGUUUAUACCUACUCGAUAAUGGAUUUAGAAAAAAUCUAUACAACAAAUAUUUUAGAAUCAACAAUUCAACAAGUCAUGACAAAAUAUAUAGAUCAUGUUACAAAAGAGUGCACUAUUUGUAAAGGUAAAGGUUUCAUUUGCGAAUAUUGUAAUGAUGAUAAUGAAUUAAUUUUUUCUUGGAUGAGUUUAGAUGUUCAAAAUUUUAUUAAGUGCGAUAAAUGUUUAACUCUUUCUCAUAAAAAUGUGCAUCAGAAUCAAAUGACACUUGCCCCAAAUGUUUAA
This is a messenger RNA of Dictyostelium purpureum, 3363 nucleotides long. RefSeq lists its product as uncharacterized. Gene Ontology annotation, cellular component: intracellular membrane-bounded organelle. The transcript has 3 exons. The record is from RefSeq and is a predicted model, not a curated record. Bases 1 to 3363 code for a protein of 1120 amino acids. NCBI's taxonomy places the organism in Eukaryota, Evosea, Eumycetozoa, Dictyosteliales, Dictyosteliaceae. Gene Ontology annotation, molecular function: phosphatidylinositol phosphate binding.